Aspergillus calidoustus is the source of this 930-nucleotide messenger RNA. Lineage: Eukaryota; Fungi; Ascomycota; Eurotiomycetes; Eurotiales; Aspergillaceae. The record is from the annotation of a GenBank genome assembly.
AUGACGCGGCGUUUGCUGGAGCUGGGCGCGCAGCCUGACUGUUCAAUGGGCUCGGCGAGCAGGGGACGAACACCUCUUCAAGCGGCAGCCGAGCGCGGGCAUUUCGAGAUUGUGAGACUCCUUAUCGAGUAUGGCGCUAAUGCAGCAGUCCUCGGGCGGAAAACUGCGUUGAUCCGACCUGUCUUACAAGCUGGUGCUGAUGUUAAUGCGCCUCCGGCAGCAUCCGGAGGGCGAACUGCAUUGCAGGCAGCUUGCAGGGACGGAGAUCUGACGACGGCCAAGUUACUGAUAGAUGCCGGGGCAGAUGUCAAUGGCUCUCCUGCCACAAUCUCCGGGUCUACUCCCCUUUCAUAUGCUGUCAAGUGUCAGAAUAUCGAGUUGGUUCAGGCCCUGAUCCAGCACGGUGCUACACCUAACCAUACCGGAGACUUGGACAGUGGGACAGCACUGCAGAUAGCAGUAUCCUAUCAGAGUUCUGACUUGAUUCGACUGCUGUUAGAUGCUGGGGCCAAUAUUAAUGCUCCCGCUGGGAAUUCAGGCGGUCGAACUGCCCUUCAGCACGCAGUGGAGUGUGGCAACUUCAAUCUUGUCCAGCAGCUUAUCGAUGCUGGUGCUGACGUUAAUGCACCUUCUAGCCCGACAGAAGGAACAACUGCGCUUCAGGCUGCUGCAGGAGCAGGAUAUCUGGGAAUCGCGAUAAAGCUUCUAGAAGCCGGGGCCAGCGUUAAUGAGUCGCCUUCACCACAAGGAAGCAGAACGGCUUUGCAGGAAGCAUCAAUGCAUGGAAGGCUUGAUAUGGUGAAGCUGCUUUUGAAUACAGGUCUCAAUCGAGAUGGCGUACGAGAACUAUGGUUUCAAAGCGCCAUAGCUCUUGCGUUGGAUUCUGGACAUUUCGCUAUCGCUGAGAUGUUGUCAAACCAUGUAAGAUGA